Molecule: messenger RNA, 829 nt
Organism: Neltuma alba
Lineage: Eukaryota; Viridiplantae; Streptophyta; Magnoliopsida; Fabales; Fabaceae
Product: MLP-like protein 43
Exons: 2
Coding region: 98-568 (156 amino acids)
Biological process (GO): abscisic acid-activated signaling pathway; defense response
Molecular function (GO): signaling receptor activity; abscisic acid binding; protein phosphatase inhibitor activity
Source: RefSeq, a predicted model, not a curated record
UGAAGCUAGCAUUGCCUUCCCGCACCACCCAGUUGUUCCAUUUGAUAUAUUUUGUAUAUUUUGAUUUCGAGAUCAGUGCAUAAUACAUCACUAAGAGAUGGCUCUCACUGGUAAUUUGGAGGUUGAAAUCGAGAUCCAAUCACCUGCGAUUGAGUUCUUCAACUUCUUCACCAAGCAACUUUACAAUCUUCCCAACGCCACUGGUAGUGUCCAUCUGGGUGAGAUUCAUGAAGGACCUGACUGGCACGCCAUUGGCUCUGUCAAGCACUGGUCUUAUACUGUUGACGGUAAGGUGGUGACAUGUAAGGAGAAAAUUGAAGCCAUUGAUGAAGAGAACAAAUCCCUGAACGUGGACUUCUCAGGAGGAGACAUUAAGGAUCAGUACAAGAGUUUUAAGUUCGUAAUAAAAGCCACAGACAAGGAAGGAGGGGGUGCUGUUGCAAAGUGGAGCUUCUCUUAUGAGAAGAUCCAUGAAGGAAUCCCAGAGCCAAAAGGCCACGUGGACUUUGUCACCAUCGUUACGAAAGAUGUCGAUGCUUAUCUUCUCAGUUCACAGCAGGGAAAAUGAUGAAUUCGAGCAAACCAGAAAUCCCAAGUACGAGAAUGACGUCGUAAACUAAAGAAUUAAAGUUGUGUGUGCUGUGUUGAGUUCAUGGGUUGCGUGAUGAACUAAAGAAUAAAAUCUGUGCUGUUAAGUAAUUAAUGCAGUGUGUAAUCAUCUGUAUUAUAAGGGUUGGUCUUUGAUGAAUAUGUCGUGAUGUAUUAAAUCUUCAUCUUCUUUUUAUUAGCAGUAACUAAUACUACAAAAGAUGUUGGUGCUCGUCUUCUC